CUGGGGCUUGAUGAGCCCGGAGAAGAAGCAGCAAUGUGUUGGCAUUUUCUUCUAUCAUGAGCUGCUGCAAACCUUCUACCUGAUGAGAAUCUGUGAUUAUAAGGGUGCUACCAAGCACGUGGACAAGCUGGAUGCCGCCAUGAAGGCUGACCAACAGAAAGUUCGGAUCAUCAAAGAACUGAACACACAGCUUGAUUCUGUGAAUCAAAGCCUAUCACAAUCUAAUUUACAGCGGAAAGAGAGGUCGGCGCUUUCUGAUAAAAAAGAACAGCUCGAGGAGAAGUUUAGAGCUGCUACUGGGUUGGAUCCUCAUGAUAAGCCUUUAGAUUUUGAAGAUAUGUUGCAAUUGGCACCUCCACCAUUGGAUGGAGAGUGGCUUCCAAGGAGUGCUGUUUAUGCCCUUGUAGAUCUGAUGACCGUCAUGCUUGGGAGACCAAAAGGGGUGUUUAAAGAGUGUGGAAAGCGAAUACAAUCAGGAUUAAAAUUGAUUCAUGAUGAAUUGUUGAAAUUGGGUAUUUCUGAUGGCGCAAGAGAAGUAGACUUACAACACUCAGCUAUCUGGAUGGCUGGUCUCUACUUGAUGCUGCUAAUGCAAUUCCUUGAAAACAGAGUUGCAGUAGAGCUUACUCGUUCAGAAUUUGUUGAAGCCCAAGAGGCUUUAGUACAUAUGAGAGAUUGGUUUAUUCGAUUCCCAACAAUAUUGCAAGGCUGUGAAUGCAUGAUCGAGAUGCUUAGAGGGCAAUAUGCACAUUCUGUUGGUUGCUUCCAUGAGGCUGCUUUCCAUUUCAUAGAAGCUACUAAGCUCACUGAAAGCAAAUCGAUGCAAUCUAUGUGCCAAGUUUAUGCAGCUGUGUCCUAUAUUUGUAUUGGUGAUGCAGAAUCAUCAACAAAGGCACUAGAUUUAGUAGGACCUGUCUACAGAAUAAUGGAUUCUUUUGUUGGUGUGCGUGAGAAAACCUGCAUUGUAUUUGCCUAUGGACUUCUAUUGAUGAGGCAGCAUAAUCUACAGGAGGCACGAAUUCGUCUGGCUAGUGGACUGAAAAUAGCGCAUCAACAAUUGGGGAAUAUUCAACUUGUAUCUCAGUAUUUGACAAUCCUAGGUACAUUAGCAUUACAACUCCAUGACACUGGCCAAGCGAGGGAGAUAUUGAAGUCAUCACUGACCCUGGCCAAGACACUUUAUGAUAUUCCAACACAGAUUUGGGUGCUUUCUGUACUAACAGCCUUGUAUCAAGAGCUUGGUGAGAGGGAAAAUCAAAUGGAGAAUUCUGAGUAUGAACGAAAGAAAGAAGAGGACUUGCAGAAGAGACUAUCAGAAGCUCACUCACGCACUCAUCACCUUGACCUGAUAGAAAAGACAAGGGUAAGUGUUCAGCCUCUACAUGGGCUUGAUAUGAAACGAGCAAUGGCUGGGCCAUCAAUGAAGGUUGACCUCGACAUCCCAGAAUCAAUUGGUUUGCCCGCAGCAGCUCCUGCAUCUUCUUUAUCCUCUAGACUACGGGAUAGUGAUUCAAGAAACCGGGGAAAGAGGAAGAUCUAAUUUUAGACUACAUGGAAGCUUUGUCUCUCAUGGUUUCACUUGUCACUAUUCAAUCUGGUUGCACUUGGUCAAAUUUACCUUCACCAGCAGUGUGAAUAGUAAAGUAGUGGAACUAGUGGUUACAAUGAAGCUUGGAAGAUGAUCUCAGGUCCCAAAUGUUUAUUGGCAACAAUUCAUAUUAGUCCGAAUCCAUAUCAAGGCACCUCAUCAGUACACUAUAGAUUCGGCCUUGCCUAUCUCGUUGGAUUUCUACGGAGAAUCCGUAUAGUUUAUUGGGAAGUUCAUUUACUAAUUUGAAUGUGAAAACAUGUAUUAUGAUCUCACUUGCGCAAUGUAAAUGUACAUUAUCAGUAAGAAUUCGUAAGAAUUUGUAGAUGUUUCUGACAAAAAGUUUUUGAAUGUUGUGCUUAAGAGCUUAUUUCUAAA
Asparagus officinalis (garden asparagus) is the source of this 1966-nucleotide messenger RNA. RefSeq lists its product as uncharacterized. The coding region runs from base 11 to 1540 and encodes 509 amino acids. Gene Ontology annotation, molecular function: double-stranded DNA binding; protein binding. Gene Ontology annotation, cellular component: SMC loading complex; chromatin. The transcript has 10 exons. The record is from RefSeq and is a predicted model, not a curated record. NCBI's taxonomy places the organism in Eukaryota, Viridiplantae, Streptophyta, Magnoliopsida, Asparagales, Asparagaceae. Gene Ontology annotation, biological process: mitotic sister chromatid cohesion; maintenance of mitotic sister chromatid cohesion.